CCAGGCCUGCGAUGGCAUCUUCUCACCGAGACGUCGUACUUGGCCGACACCCAGGUAUGGUGAUUUGGAAAUGUGCAUUGCAACUAAUCUCAAUCUUUCCCGCGCACUUCAUACCGCUACACAAAUGCAUCUAGCGUACACCACUUGAAGUCUGAUUAACUCCAGUCAAGAUUCGGUUUCUCAGUUUACCUGACCCGACAGGCUUAUGCAAUUGGGGGUGGGACAGGUCAGGUGACUGUCCUUUGUCCAGCAUCUCAUCAUCUGGAUGACAUCUUAACGCCAUCUCACAUGCAACAUGCAUUUAUCCACAUUCAACACCAAACAGAUUUCAUGGCAGACAUUGUCGACGAUUCUGAGCUCCCCAAGAGUACCACGGCCUCCAGUGCCAGCACCCCGACCCCAACCACAGACAAUGAAACCGCAAAGCUAGUCGGCGACGAGCCCCCCUCCGCGGAGAUCCAAGCCAAAGUCGCCACUUACACUGUCCUCGACCGUGAAGGACAGUCACACCAAUACUCGACACUGUACAGCGGUCCAGCUGCUGCCCCCCGCACUCUCGUUGUCUUCAUCCGUCAUUUCUUUUGUGGAAGCUGCAAGGAAUAUAUCGAGGCCCUCUCCAAGGCCAUUUCCCCGGAGUUUCUGUUCCAACUCAGCACCCCAACCUCCGUGGUGGUGGUGGGGUGCGGCGACCCGGGCCUGAUCGACAUCUAUGCAAAGGAGACAGGCUGCCAGUUCCCCAUCUACGCGGACCCCACCCGCAAGCUCGACGAGCAAUUGGGGUUGCUCUCUUCACUGGCGCUCGGCGAGAAGCCAGAGUAUAUUCAGAAGAGCAUGAUGCAGAUCGUGGCCGAGUCGUUCUGGAAGACGCUGAGGCAGCUCCCCAGUGGCUUGGCGCUCAAGGGAGGGGAUUCGCUCCAGAAUGGCGGCGAGUUCCUGUACGAAGCGAGUCCCGCAGGGGGUGAGGAGAGACGCGUGGCGUGGUGUCAUCGCAUGCAAAAUACUCGCGAUCACACUGGGGUGGCAGCCCUAGCCAAGAUCUUGGAGCGGAGGGUGUGAUUUGGUUGUGGUAGUGAGGGUGUUAUAAGGGCUUGGGAAUAGCUUUGAGAUUCGAGCAAUCUGAAUCUCUGAUUAACUUAUAUGUGCUGAUAUUACUUCUUUGUAAACUCACUGGGAUGGGACUGUCUACAAGACUGUCAUGCAGGCAGUGCCUAGGUGAUUUUCACAACAAAUUGCAUUACUCGUAAAA
Molecule: messenger RNA, 1246 nt
Organism: Aspergillus uvarum CBS 121591
Lineage: Eukaryota; Fungi; Ascomycota; Eurotiomycetes; Eurotiales; Aspergillaceae
Product: peroxiredoxin-like family protein
Exons: 2
Coding region: 331-1056 (241 amino acids)
Source: RefSeq, a predicted model, not a curated record